AUGUCUAGCUCUCCCGCUCAAACACAGCUCUCGCCCGCUCGUUCUCCUUCGCUUUCCAUCGCUUUCCCUCGUUCUCCGCGCGACACUCCCGCCACACCGCCUACCUCCUCAUCCUGUUCCCCACACGCACCUCCUACGCCGCCUGACUCUUCUUCUCGCAUCGCAUCACUCUUCAACACCAGUCCCUCUCCUCGUUCCAACAGCAGUCUGAAUACCUCCUCCGAUUUCUCUCUGUCCACUACUCUCUCAACCUCCGCACCUCAGUUUCAACCGCGUCUCAUUGACACGCCCAUCGAUCUCCAUUGCCUUGCCCCGGACCUCGACAGUCCGCCCGCUGCACAGGACUCCGGACCCAUCGGAACCCGUAACGAUAGUGUCAAUUUCAAAGCUCGCGAGCAAGGGAGUCCGACGCCUACCCAAGAAGCGAUGGCGCACAGGUUGUCUCCAGACUCGCUCCCACCGGCUUUCGUUCCUGCUGCUGCUGCUCGCGCACAGGUUGCUCGGGAAGCGACAGAGGACGAGCAGACGGAUUCCUCCGAUUCCGACCCGCGCCCGCCCAAUGUGUAUAUCAAUGGCUUACCUCCCAAUUUCCCGGAGGAGGAAUUGCUUGCCAUGACUCGGCCCUUCGGACCUGUUUUGAGCGUGCGCACCUUUACUCGGCACGUAAGCGACAAACCAUCUGGCUACGGAUUUGUCUUAUUCGAGAGGCUGUCAUCCGCGGAGAAGUGCAUCGAAUCUCUGCGCAAGUACCGCAAUCUUCAUCCAUCAUUUUCCAAGCAAUUACACAAGAUCCCGGGAACUCCUUACGCUUCGGUACCUCCGUCUCUCACUGCAAACACAGGCCCCACCGAUUCAUUCAAGGCGAAGAUGGAGCAGCUUUGCGACAAAUCGUCCACCAACCUGUACAUGGAAGGUCUUCCGCUAGAUGUAACCGAGGCGACUCUCCAUGCUCUUGUCACACCAUACCGCAUCAUGAGCUCGCGCUUCUUCCAUACCCGCUUGAGUAGUCCCCCGAGGAUCAUUGCGUUCGUCAGGCUGGAAACCCGUACCGCAGCGGAAGACAUCAUUGAACGUUUGCAUGGUCGGCUCGUCCGGGGUUGGAACGACGCGGGCUGUAGGAUCUCUGUCAGAUUCGCGGAUACAGCGGAACAGAGGGAGCUCAGGCGUAACGAACGCCAGAACCCCGAAGGGGAGCAAUCCCCAGCGCGGUUGACAAUGGCACGCGCCGCCCUGCUGAACCUCAAGGGUACUCAGUACCAAGGACCCGGUCUGUCACCCACCUUGUCAGACGUCGACUUGGGCUCCCUGCAGAAUACGACUAAUUCGAACUUGGGGCUUGCAUACAAUCAAUUCGGACUAGGUCAGGCGGGCCAGAUUUCUCCCAUUGGCCCGACUUCUCCUUUGCCUGCCCAGGAUGCUUUCUUGCGCGGCGGUAUCGGUCUGCAGGAAACCAGUGCGCUAGGUGUCAAUAUGCCGUCGCUGGACACGUUCAGCACUCGGAACCCCUACGUCUCAGCCCAAACACUUCGCCUUCCUCACCAGGAUCUUCCUGCCGAUGCUUCAGGUCUUUUCGACGAGCAGGCUGAGUUGCAACUAGCGCUGAUGAACAUGCAAGGAGCCCGUGCGCAGAGCGGGUACACCCCCGUCGAGCAGCUCAUUCUCCAAGCACAUGUCCGCCAGCGACGCGCUCAUGCAGCGGCACCGCACCAUGAUAGUGUUCCUGCGCGCGCCCCGAAUCCACGCAGUGGUCAUCCCCGUGUAGGACGCAGCGCGAACAGCGGGUACGGAGCAAACCGGCGUCUGCUCGACUUCCUACCACCCGUGUCUGAGGACGAUUUUUACGCUACCGCAGCUCUCGUCCCGAACCACCGCACGCUUUCUCAGGCCAUGCCGGGAGAGAUUGGACUAGACGCCUUCUCUCGCGGGGGCGACCUAUCGUGUUCAACGCGCGCUUUGGAUCUGGAGCGUCAAGUACCGCUCUCUGGGCAGCCCACACGCCAACGUGUCCAUACUCUCGCCGCCCAAGUCCGUCCUGAUGUUGACAGUCAAGGCCUCCACAUUCGUUCCUCCACUCUACCGACACAAUACCUCAACGUCCGCAACACCACUCGUCCCAGCAACAUCAACAACCCCUUGUACGAUUCUAGCAUCAGUCUCGCCGGCAACGUAUCCUCCAGCAGCUCUCGUCGCACUAGCAACGUUGUACGCGUCAACGAAACACAUGUCUCAAGCACCCAGCAAAGUUCAUAUUCCCCUUCUAAUGGUCUUACUACAACCCGCAAUGCCCGUACUUUGGGCGCAAGCGCCCUCGCAGAUACCCAAACGCUAUUUACCAGCAAGAACAACGUGAACAUCUCCAGCGCUGCCUCUCGGAAGAGCACGAUGACCGACGCCGAUGUUAAGACUUCCUCACCUCCCUCUACCUCAAUCAUUAAGCCUCCCAACGGUGCGACCUCAGGCUCGACGAGCCAUCCCGGAGGCGUGUCGAUGUCUACGAGUACCUCCCAGGACGCAGACGACGAGGACGAGGGAUCUUGUGUUGUUUCCCCCGCACUCACCUACUCAUCGCGCACCCCUGCGUCUCUCAGUCCCGCCACUCCGUACUCCGGUUUCUUCUCUGAAAACGGAGAAACGUUCAAGAAUGCGGGUAUCAACGUCAGUGGCACGAUUGGUCCCGUCGGCCCGGGGGACGUUCAACCCGAUAUGAGUGAGGUGAAGAAGGUGCAGGUACAAGGUGGAAACCAUUGAGCGGAAGCUCUGUAGAAAGGGGUCGUAGCAGGUGGAAUGGACUGUCUGUAGCCGUCGUUAUGUCGAACAGUACGUAGAACGUCUAUGGUUGUACGAUAAGUGUCCAUGUUGUACCCAAGAAGCUAUGAAGUGUGCA
Dichomitus squalens LYAD-421 SS1 is the source of this 2884-nucleotide messenger RNA. RefSeq lists its product as uncharacterized. The transcript has 7 exons. Bases 1 to 2748 code for a protein of 915 amino acids. Gene Ontology annotation, cellular component: ribonucleoprotein complex; cytosol; nucleus. Gene Ontology annotation, molecular function: poly(A) binding; mRNA 3'-UTR binding; poly(U) RNA binding. The record is from RefSeq and is a predicted model, not a curated record. Lineage: Eukaryota; Fungi; Basidiomycota; Agaricomycetes; Polyporales; Polyporaceae.